UUGGCCCCUUAUAGCUCCUGACUUUUCAGCAUCAAAACCUCAGAGUGUCUUCUGAAUUGAACACCAAAUCGAGAAACAAAUAGAGAGGCGAAUCCAAGUGUCGAUAUGAGUACAGGUGGAGCAUUUGGAGGAAACAGAGGAUUGAGACCUAUCCCACCAGAAAAGGGCAUUUUCCCUCUGGAUCACUUACACGAAUGUGAUGCGGAGAAGAAAGAAUAUCUAGGCUGUCUCAAGUCUUCAUCUAACAAAUCUGAGCAAUGCAGACAUCUCUCUAAGAAAUAUCUCCAGUGUCGAAUGGCCAAGAACUUGAUGGCAAAGCAGGAUAUGUCUGAACUUGGGUUCAGUGGUGUUAAAGAACUGGAUUCCGCUGGAGAUAAGAAUAAAGAGAGUCUCGAACAUUGAAGGUUGGACCAAACGUGGAACCUCUUUUUUUUUUUUGUGAUUUGACAUCGAUUCACUUAAGAGUCACAUCUUCAAGGUUAUAGGCUAGACCAUUUCUUCCUCAUAAAACCAAACUGUGUUUUCAGCUUCACCGUUCCUCAUCGUUACAGAUGAUGAUGGUAUACGUAUCUGUAAUUUUCGUGUGAACUAAAAGCAUUCCCAUUCUUAUACAAACAAUUAUACCAAAGCAAAAGGAGUGUAAAUAUCGUUGUUGGCCCAAUGCUUCUGAUGACUCUUUGGGCUAACGAAUAUUAGUUCUUAGGCUUGAGGAAUGUCUGGGCUACGGAAUAUGUUUUGCUUCUGUUAUUUAUCUGUUUUUGGAUUUUUUUCUA
Messenger RNA from Brassica napus (rape), 773 nucleotides. Its product is annotated as cytochrome c oxidase assembly protein COX19. The coding region runs from base 106 to 402 and encodes 98 amino acids. The transcript has 4 exons. Lineage: Eukaryota; Viridiplantae; Streptophyta; Magnoliopsida; Brassicales; Brassicaceae. The record is from RefSeq and is a predicted model, not a curated record.